UUCAGACUUUCUUGCGCGUGGUUGUUCGUAUGCCCUGGUAAAGCGCUAACAAACUUGUCGACUUAUUGUUGUUAUUGAUUAACAAAUAACAAAGUCUACGGCGAACACUACGAAGCCGGCAAACACCGCCAACGCCAAAAAGUAACAAUAGCAACCACAACAAAAGCGACUAAGCCAAGCUUACCGCAAACGUGUAAAUACGAGUGGGAGGGCAAAAGUGAGUGAGACCAGAUUUUGUGGGUUCAUAUUUUGUUAAGUGCAAAUAAAAGUCGUGCUUCGUGUGCCAAAAAAGAAAGAAAAGUGAGAGAGCGAGAAAGAGGAGAAACGCAAGCGGCAAUAACAAAUACCAUAAAAAAUAUAAGAAAUAGAAAUAGCAAAAUAGCAAUUAUCCAGCGCAGUAGCGUGUAAAAGAAUUAACAACAAUAACAGCAGCCAUAAGUAAAAGACGCCGCUAGCGACGCCAACGCCACCUAAAAGAAAGUGUCACCGUUUGUCGUCGCAUCCCCCUGCCCCCUUUUUGAAAGACGGUCAUCUCACCCAACAGCAAACAGACCCACCACCUAUACAACAACAAGAACAGCAUCAAAGCAGCGACGCAACGCCGCAGCAGUAGCAGCAACAGAGGCAGCGCAGUUUUUCGCACAACAAAAACAAUAAGAGAGCGGCAAAAUAUAAAAGAAUAAAACAAACGGCGACAUCGAGUGAAAUUAACUUUUAUAAUUUAUUUAAAUACUAGCCAAUAUAACAAUUAAGUCGAAGAACACAUAGAAUCGGCAACAGCAACAACGGCAGCUUCGUCUUCCUCUUCUUUAACAACAACAACAGCAACAACAAUAAAAGCAUAACGAAGAUAAACAAAAUGGCAACACUAAACAAAUUUACAAAAACUUUAUCCAUUGAUGAAAAGGCCGAGAUAAAAGAGAAAUUUACAGAGUUGGAUGCCAACAAGGAUGGCUUCAUCGAUCUGAUCGAGCUGAAGGAUGCCCUCAAUCAGGUGGGCUUCAAGCUGGCCGGCUAUCAGGUGCGCGAGAUGAUCGAUGAGUUCAAGAGCAAACAGCGUACCGCACAUCAGGGCAAACUCAAUUUGGAGGAGUUCGAGACGCUGUGUCUGGAUCUCAAGUCCAAGGAUGUGGCGAGCACAUUCAAGACUGUCGUAUCGAAAAAGGAGAAUCUGGAGACGUUGGGCGGCAUGUCGAGCAUAUCAUCCGAGGGCACCACGCACUCGGUGCGUCUCGAGGAGCAGCUGGCGUUCUCCGAUUGGAUCAACUCGAAUCUGGGCCACGACAAGGACCUGCAGCAUUUGUUGCCCAUCGAUGCGGAGGGCAAGCGUCUAUAUCAGUCGAUCAAGGACGGCAUCUUGCUGUGCAAGAUCAUCAAUCACUCCUGCCCCGACACCAUCGAUGAGCGCGCCAUCAACAAGAAGAACCUCACCGUCUAUCGCGAAUUUGAGAAUCUGACGCUGGCGCUCGUCUCAUCGCAAGCCAUCGGCUGCAACAUUGUCAACAUCGAUGCCCACGAUCUGGCCAAGGGUAAACCGCAUCUGGUGCUCGGUCUGCUCUGGCAGAUCAUUCGUAUCGGUCUCUUCAGUCACAUUACCCUGGACAGCUGCCCCGGAUUGGCUGGCCUGCUGUUCGACAACGAACGUCUCGAGGAUCUGAUGAAAAUGUCACCGGAGGCGAUCCUGUUGCGCUGGGUCAAUCAUCAUUUGGAGCGGGCGGGCAUCUCGCGUCGUUGCACCAACUUCCAGUCGGACAUUGUCGAUUCGGAGAUCUAUUCGCAUUUGCUGAAGCAGAUUGCCGGCAACGAGGCUGAUGUCAAUUUGGAUGCAUUGCGUGAAUCCGAUCUGCAGCAGCGUGCCGAGAUUAUGUUGCAACAGGCGGCCAAGCUCAACUGUCGCAGCUUCCUCACGCCUCAGGAUGUGGUGAACGGUGUCUACAAGCUGAACUUGGCGUUCGUGGCCAAUCUGUUCAACAAUCAUCCCGGUCUCGAUAAGCCCGAGCAGAUCGAGGGACUCGAAUCCAUUGAGGAGACGCGCGAGGAGAAAACUUAUCGCAACUGGAUGAACUCGAUGGGCGUGGCGCCCCAUGUCAAUUGGCUGUACUCUGAUUUGGCCGAUGGCCUCGUCAUCUUCCAGCUGUUCGAUGUGAUCAAGCCGGGCAUCGUGAACUGGAGCCGUGUGCACAAACGUUUCACGCCGCUGCGCAAGUUCAUGGAGAAGCUGGAGAACUGCAAUUAUGCCGUCGAUCUGGGCAAGCAGCUUAAAUUCUCGCUGGUCGGCAUCGCCGGACAAGAUCUGAACGACGGCAAUGCCACGCUCACAUUGGCUCUCAUUUGGCAGCUGAUGCGCGCAUACACAUUGUCGAUACUGUCGCGUUUGGCCAACACCGGCAAUCCGAUCAUCGAGAAGGAAAUCGUGCAGUGGGUGAACACACGUCUCGCCGAUGCCGGCAAACAGUCGCAGUUGCGCAACUUUAACGAUCCGGCCAUUGCCGAUGGCAAGAUUGUUAUCGAUCUGAUCGAUGCCAUCAAGGAGGGUAGCAUUAACUACGAGUUGGUCCGCACCAGCGGCACCCAGGAGGAUAAUCUGGCCAAUGCCAAGUAUGCCAUAUCGAUGGCGCGCAAGAUUGGCGCACGCGUCUAUGCGCUGCCCGAGGAUAUUACCGAGGUGAAGCCCAAGAUGGUGAUGACCGUCUUUGCCUGCAUGAUGGCGCUCGAUUAUGUGCCCAACAUGGACAGCGUCGAUCAGAACAGCGUCAAUCACAACAACAGCAAUUGAAGCGAGUGCAGUAACAGCAACAUCAACAGCAACAGCAUCAAAAGAAUCCACCAGAGCAACAACUCAAUUAUAUAUAUUUACUUGAAAUGAAAAGGAGUAAUUAAACAACAAACAAAACACACACAAGUACACCCACAUACAUAUGCAUAUGUAUUUGCUAAUUAACUGCAACUAACCAACUUUAAAACAUUUGGCGCAACAACAACAACAACAACAACAAAAAACAGCAGUUGCAGCUGCUGCUGCUGUUCUUUUCAAGCUUUUUUUCUACAACAUUUCUAUUGUAUUAUUUUGUUUGUUUGCUACAGCAAAACGAGAUCGCAGCACUUUAAAUUAAUAUUACUUAUUUUUUUUUUUUAAAUAAUUUAAUUAUACAAAUUUAUGAUAUGGAACCUUAUUUUAUAAAUAAAGGUUUGGUCUGCCUUUCUGUAUACUCCUCCGCUUUCGACGAGUUUUUCCGUCUUCUGUUUCAUGCCUUCUCCCCCAUACAAAGGAAAUUUUUGUAAUCAUAAUAUUUAAUAACAACUAACUAAAAAAGAAAAACAAAUACUUUGUAAUAUAUAUUUAUAUACAUAAAAGAAAACCAUAUACAUAUACUUAUAUACAUACUAUAUAUGCAUCAUAUAUGUGUAUAUGUAUCUAUUUUUGCAUCAAGAGUUGCCUGAUAAACAAGAGGGACAAAAGUGUAAGAAAAAUAACAACAACAACAACAACUACAAAAAGACGCAAACAAAUAGCGGCGACUUUUUUUUUCUAAUUGUAAGCAACACGAUAACAACAAACAAGAACAUUUUUAAGCCACUUUUGUUUAUGUUUUUCCCGACAUUUUUUUUUUUUAUUAUUAUUUUGAUGUGUUUUUAUUCUUGUAUUUUGUGUGUUUCGCAUUAGAGCGAGACGGCAUAAAUCGCACGGCUUAGAAAGAGCCAGCGAAUGAUCGAUUGAUAUAAGAAAUGGCAACAGUUUUUAGUGCAAUGAGGCGAAAAAUAUACAACAAAUUUGAUAAAAGAAAAACCAACAAACAAAAACAAAACGUAAAUUUAAAACGUAAACAUAAAAGUAAAGCUAA
This is a messenger RNA of Drosophila sulfurigaster albostrigata, 3842 nucleotides long. It is a transcript of the gene Fim, whose product is annotated as plastin-3. Bases 860 to 2776 code for a protein of 638 amino acids. Gene Ontology annotation, biological process: actin filament bundle assembly; actin filament network formation. NCBI's taxonomy places the organism in Eukaryota, Metazoa, Arthropoda, Insecta, Diptera, Drosophilidae. The record is from RefSeq and is a predicted model, not a curated record. Gene Ontology annotation, molecular function: calcium ion binding; actin filament binding. The transcript is spliced from 5 exons. Gene Ontology annotation, cellular component: actin filament bundle; cytoplasm; actin filament.